Messenger RNA from Poecilia latipinna (sailfin molly), 2078 nucleotides. Its product is annotated as nuclear protein MDM1-like. The transcript has 14 exons. Gene Ontology annotation, molecular function: microtubule binding. The record is from RefSeq and is a predicted model, not a curated record. Gene Ontology annotation, biological process: negative regulation of centriole replication. NCBI's taxonomy places the organism in Eukaryota, Metazoa, Chordata, Actinopteri, Cyprinodontiformes, Poeciliidae. The coding region runs from base 205 to 1833 and encodes 542 amino acids.
UAGAGACGCAAAUGUUAGGGAAGUGAUUAUCGAGAGGGUAACACAGCUCGACACAACACCUAUAGCUUGACGCUUGAAGGUAGCUCGUAGCUCCGGGUGAAUCAGCGGUAAACCGAACUAAAAGGGCCCGUUAGGACGCGAAGUUUGGGGUUUUGUUUCGGGGGAGCGACUUUUCCCGGUGUUACCUCAACAAGCAGGAGCGCCAUGACGGUCCGCUUCAAGAGUCAGAGUGAAUACCAGAAGAGCUACGGUGUCCCUCGCUCCAGGAGUGUGUCGCCUCAGCGCUGCCGCCCGCUGGCUGGACUUCGCCCUGAUCAGAACCGGAUCAGCAGACCUCCAGGUCUCCAACGACUGAAGAGACCCGGUCCACCCGAGUCCGGUAACUUCCUGCCUGGUUCUCCAGCAGAUCCAGUUUGCAGAGCAACGCCCUCUACUGGCAGGAAAGAUUCUCCAGUUUCUAAACCACCAAAUGUUUCUGGAUCGGAACCAGAACCUGGAUUCAGACCAGCAGCUGAUGGAAAAUCCGUGAAGCUCCGCCCCUCUGAGCCCGGCGGGCCUGCAGAACCCGAGCAGCAGCCGGGAAACCAGGUCGACAAGGCGUGGGGUCAGAGGUCAGAGUACCACAGGCAGUUCGGCUGGAAGAAGCCCGUAUCUGCAGCGUCGCCAUUACUGACAGCAGAGCAGGUGUUGCACUCCACCAGCAGGUCCAUCCCACCCUUUAAGAACAUCCCCGUUCCCAUGGAAACGGAGUACCGCCGGAGCUUCCAGGGUCUGGUUCCGCCAUCCGGUCCGCGCCUUCGGAGAAAUCUGGGACAUCCGGUGUUUCACACAUACAGAACUCACAGAAGGAAAAGUUUGGAUGCACAGAGUAACGAACUUCCUGUCAAACAGGAAACUGGGUCCCAGUUGCCCCUGACGACGGCCCCCCUGCCCGCUCAGGUGCGGAGGAGACACAGGAUGUUGACAGAGUAUCAGUCCAGCUUUCGUUCUCCUCUCUGCAGGAACCCAAAAGGAGGCGGAACCACAGACGAUCUCACUGAGCAGGUGAAGGAGCGCAGGCAGCAGGCCCAGGCGUACCGACGCAGAGCCUGGGGAACCAACUUCUCCAGGGACCAUCUGAGCCAGCUGCUGUCCGAACACAACGCGCUGUGGGAGCCCGCCGACUCCCACUCCGACCCCUCCACCCCGCUGCCCAACCGUGACCUUUCACCUGAGCCGGACAGCCGCAGAGCUUCCUGUGUAGAAGCCCUGGACCUGGCCAGUAUGUCCAGCAGGAGGUCGUCAGUCAGCGGAGGAAAAACUCAGAGGAGCGCUGGGAGGGAAACGCCUCCAGGACCCGGAGCUGAGUGCCACACAGCCUGGGCAGAAGAAGAAGAAGAGACGGAGGAAGAGGAGGGAAGGUUACCGACUCCCAGACUGAGAACGAGGCCGGUGCAGAGGACCCACCACGACCUGACCACACCUGCCACAGGGGGAGCUAUACUUGUUGGAAAAUCGACCAACAGGGAUGAUUCUUCUCCUAUCAAACAAAAACAGAAAUUCGCUUCAACAGAGUUUGGGUCAGAGGUCGGCGUCAACAAGCCGGUCAAACUGAAGGAGGCGUGGCCAGAGAACAGCCCCGUGUCUUUAAGCCCCCCUCCUACCAACCAGCAGACGCCCAGCCCUCAGCCUCAACCAAUCAGGACGAAGCAGGCGCCUCCUUCCCCAGCAGCCCCGCCCCCUCUGGGCUCGCCGCCGCAGCAUGGGAUCCAGGGAACGCUGAGACAUCCGGACUUCCAGCACAACGGUGAGCUUCAGACUCCUGUGCUGUGUCUGCAUCUUUCCUUCCACUAAACUUUCUACUGAAAUGUUUUCGUUCAAUGUGUGGACAAAUAGUUUCUGAUUUAUUUACUAACAAAUCAGAAGUCUUCCUCCUGAGACCCGCUUCCUCUACGGGUUCAUACACGGUUCUGGAAAGUAUUUAGAGAUGAGUUUCAACUUGGAGGUUUUAAUUUGGGGCAUUUUUGUGCAUCAGGUUUCCUGAUGAUGCAACAGCAGAGUCCAAACAAAAACAGUGAAAUCAGACCAACAUGGGAUUA